Pipistrellus kuhlii (Kuhl's pipistrelle) is the source of this 526-nucleotide messenger RNA. It is a transcript of the gene FAM216B, whose product is annotated as family with sequence similarity 216 member B. The record is from RefSeq and is a predicted model, not a curated record. The transcript is spliced from 3 exons. The coding region runs from base 1 to 405 and encodes 134 amino acids. Lineage: Eukaryota; Metazoa; Chordata; Mammalia; Chiroptera; Vespertilionidae.
AUGGGAGAAAAAUGGAAAAGACAGCAAAAGCUUCAGAAAGUUCCACAGAUUCCCUGCAUUCGAGUCCCUCCCUCUUCCUAUUACACUUCAUUAAUGAAGGACCUGACUCCAGGGCAGCAGCGCUACUUUUACAGCAUCACGAAGAUUUACAACUCCAGGCCCCAGUGGGAGGCCCUGCAGACCCACUAUAUUCACAGCCUUCAGCACAAGCAGCUGCUUGGUUAUAUAACUCAAAAGGAGGCCUUGGCUUGUGCUGCUGUACUUAGAGAUUCAACCCAGAAAGCCUCGGCCAAGGGAGCUCCUCAUAGAACCAUCUCCAGAAGGGCUUCAAUCAUGACAAGAACAUGGUUGUCAACACUCCCUGUGUCUGUGGUUCCACCCAGGACCAAAAGCGCAGGGCUCUGAUCCUUUGGGAACCAUGACUUCACAAAGCUGUAAUAGGCUGUUUGCUCAUACCAGGGUUGGUAUCUAGUGAGUGCUUAGUGUAUAUUUGUUAAAUGAGCAUAAAAAAACUUGUAAUACAAAA